Suhomyces tanzawaensis NRRL Y-17324 is the source of this 1636-nucleotide messenger RNA. It is a transcript of the gene END3, whose product is annotated as End3p. The record is from RefSeq and is a predicted model, not a curated record. Gene Ontology annotation, biological process: endosomal transport; actin cortical patch assembly; endocytosis. The transcript has a single exon. Bases 335 to 1495 code for a protein of 386 amino acids. Gene Ontology annotation, cellular component: actin cortical patch; nucleus; cytoplasm. NCBI's taxonomy places the organism in Eukaryota, Fungi, Ascomycota, Pichiomycetes, Serinales, Debaryomycetaceae. Gene Ontology annotation, molecular function: calcium ion binding; protein binding.
AAAAUGAACAGAAUUCCGAACUGAACAUUAGAGAGCCACUCCACCUCACAGAGUGUCCGCUUACCCCACUGGCACCAUCCCAGCACCCCGGACCCUUCAUAACCCCACAUAAACUCACCUCGAUAGUUCAGCCAAAACGAGUCACGUGACACAUUUGUCGAGUGCGAUUCUCUCCUAAUCCCCAGUCAACCGUUCCAACUUCGUCCCUAGAUUGCAUCCAGAGGAUACUUGCCUAGACCAUCAAACACAAAGACUGUCCAUUCCGACCAUUUCUAACCAGCAAAGGACAUAAUCUGAAAAAAACCACCCCAAAACAGCAAAAACCACCGCCACAAUGCCACGUUUAGAAGAAUGGGAGAUCAAGAAGUACUGGGAGAUCUUUCAAGGAUUGAAGCCUGAAAACAACAAAUUGACGGGAGAAAAGGUGUCGCCGGUGUUGAAAAACUCACGACUCCAAGAUGCACAAUUGUCUCAGAUUUGGGAGCUUUCCGAUAUCGAUAACGAUGGCAAAUUGGAUUUUGAAGAGUUCUGUAUCACCAUGAGAAUGAUCUUCGACUUGGUCAACGGAUCCAUCACUAGCAUACCCUCAGAGUUACCAGGAUGGUUGGUUCCAGGCUCCAAGGUCCACUUGAUACAGGCAAACCGUGCAGUCAAUGGCAACACCUCGGUGGACCCCAGCUUCAACGAUGACGAUGGAGAGGACGGCUUGAGUGACGAUUUCGACUGGUACAUCUCGCCUACUGAUAAAUCCACCUACGAGGCCAUCUAUAACUCCAACAGCGACUCAUACGGUAGAGUCAGAUUCGACUCAUUGGACUCCUUAUACAAGACAUUGUCCAAGGUGCCUUCAAGUGAUAUCUCGUCUGCGUGGAACUUGGUCAACCCUAAAUCUUUCGAAACUAUCGAUAAAGAUCAGGUGUUGGUGUUUUUACAUAUUUUGAACCAAAGAGAAAACGGAAAGAGAGUCCCACGAGGAGUUCCAGCAUCGUUAAGAGCAACCUUCUCAAAGGAAGUCCCUAACUACGAUUUAUCAGCCAACUCAAACUACAAGUCCGGCAACUCAGGCCCAAGAUACACUGAACCUAGCGGCACGAAGAAAUUUGCAAGCAACUACUUGACCAAAAUAGGUCAGGCAACUAAUGAAAAGGGUACAGACUUCUCAGCAACGGAAGGAACCGAUUGGGAAGAGGUGAGAUUGAGAAGGGAAUUGACUGAGUUGGAGAAUUUGUUGGAAAAAGUGGAGAAAGGCUCCAAGUACUAUGAGGAAGAAGACCAAAAGAACUCGCUUGUGAAGUACGAGCUCGAGCAAUUAUUAAAGUACAAAGAAGGUUUAUUGAAUAAAUCAAAAAGCAGAGGAAACGACAAAGAUUUGGAUGACGUCAAGAACGAUAUAGAAUUAAUCGAGUCGCAAGUUUCUACCCUCGAAGAGUUCUUGACGCAAAAGAAUCAAGAAUUGGCUCAAAUUCAAGAGGAAAUAGGGAGUUUGAAGGCCUGAAAUGCAACAGUAAUAUUCUACAAUAAGCGGAAACAGCCAGCUUCAGGCUGUAAAAAUUUCGACUGAUCUAAUUUCCAUUGAUCAAUAAAUAGUACUAUAUAAAAAUGCAUGAAAAGAUGAGAAAUUAAAGGAUGAACGGGG